UAGUGGUGCUUCGUUUGGAGACAGGAAGCUCGUGGCUCCGUGCUGAAACAUGGCGCUGCCCACCCGCAUGUUGUUGUGUGGCCGUUUAGGGAGCCGCAGUGCUGGAGCGGUGCUGCUGGCCUCUAACCCGGGGACUGCCCGCCUCUCCCGGAGAUACUUCAUCACCGGCAGCCCCCAGACCCAGCUGCAGUUUAAGCUGGAUGAGCGGACCGCCCACAGCAGUCUUGACCUCUUCAAGAAAGACACCGGUGUGAUCUACCGCAUUCUGGGCCUGGACCCCAGUCAUGUGCAGGACUCCCCUCUCCGCUUCCGGGACUGGGCCGUGGUCCUCGCCGACAACCACGUCAAGUCUGGGCGUCAUUACUGGGAGGUUACGGUUAAAAAGUCCCACGAGUUCCGUGUGGGGGUUGCUGAGGUACUGACGUCCCGUGACGAGUGCAUCGGUACAAACGCCUCCUCCUGGGUUUUCUCCUACAUGCAGAGGAAGUGGUUUGCCAUGACCACCAAUAAGAUGGUGCCAGUAACACUGGUAGGAAAGCCCGAUCGGGUCGGGCUGCUUCUGGACUUUGAGGCAGGCAAGCUCAGCCUAGUGGACAUCCAGACAGCCAAAGUGGUCCACACAAUAAAGACACAGUUCCGUACGCCAGUCUGCCCUGCUUUUGCGCUGUGGGAUGGAGAGAUACUCACACAUUCUGGGUUAGAAGUGCCGCCCGGCCUUUAAUAGAACACUCACAAUCCGUCAGAGCCACAAUCUGCCUCUAAAACGUGGUGCUUUCCAGAAGGUGUUGAGGCUCCUUGCUCUGCACAGUUUUGAGAUUUAUUUAUUUUUUCUUUUAACAAAACUGACGCAGCACAUGAAUGUCUUGAGAUGAAUAAUAUGUGCUAGAUGAGAGAAAUCUCAAAAGUGUGCACAGUAUGGGGUCUUCAGGGCUGGAAUUAGGAAUCCAUGCCUGUCUUAAAGGAAUAUUUCAGCAUUUUUCAACCCGGUUUUUGUCAGCCACAUUUACAUCAUACUGUUUACAGAUUUUCAUUUUGAACAAUUUCUCUGUACUCUUUGAAAACAAAAACCUGAAACCUGUUGACAUUUUACAUUUUAAAAUGAAUAUCAGUUAAUAUAUAUUAAUUUUUAAUUAUUAUAUAUGAAUAUCAGUCAAUUUACAUGAACAAUAGAUUCAUAAGCAUGAGACAGAUGUAAGAGAAAAGCUGUUCUUAUGAAGGGAUAACCAUAGAACUAAGACUGGGCAAUAUAUUGUGAAAGUAUUCAAACUAUUUCAUACAGAAUAUAAGAAAAUUGCCUUAUUCAUAUUGCUACACUGAGUGCAACUGUCUUAUGCAUUUCCUAUUUAAAUAUUUAUAAUAUUACUUAGAGACACAGGUAGGUAUUUAGCAUUUAGAAAUACAGCAUGCUCUGUUUUGUUCUGUGUUACAAAUAAAUACAUAUAUUUUAUUAAUAUACUUAAUGUUUAUACUUUACAAAUAAUAAAUAAUACUUUCAUAAUAGAUAAAAUAAAAAUAAAAAUAUUUCUUGAAUGAGGCCGAAACACAUUCAAGUACACAAAUGUCAGAGCUGUACAAUCUGUAUAAAUGUGCGUUCCUAUGUUCUUUUUGUGGUGGUUAAAAUGCACAUUACUCUUCGGGGGUGUUGAAUGAAGACAGAUCAUAUCCUCUGCAAACAGGAUUAGGUUACCACCAUGCCAGUUGUACAAGUACAAGCAGUACAAGUUAAUUUUGUUUUUCGAUGUAGUGCUCCUCUUGUGCCAACUCUCACUAUGUUAAUGUAACUACGCACAGUCCUUAGUCGUAAUUCUAGGGGGAAAUAAAAAGCUGGAAUAUUUCUUUAGUAUAUCAGUAAUAUGUAAUAUAAACAGGACAGUAUAGAAUGACCAUCUCAAUGGAAAGCACUACUGCAGGAUCCAUGCUAAGCUAACUGUAGGAUACAAUUCAACAGCACAACUCGCCAGUUUUCCCAGUUAACUAUUCAUAAACAUGGUUAACAUAUGGAAAGAAAUAUAUGUUGAACUGUGGGACUGAACAGUGUUAUAAACACACACUACUUGAAGUAUUAAAAAGUCGGAUCUUCCAUUGUUGCUAUCGUGUGAAAAUAAUAUAUCCAACCAUGAACAAAACCUUGAGUUUAAACUACUACAGAAUUAAAUAGAUGAAUGUGUGAUAGAUGAAAGUGUAUUGCUAUUAUGUUUAUGCAGUCUCUUGGUGUGCAUCCGUGCUGUUCAGUGUUAUGGAUGAAUUGCAUUUUCAAUAAAAGAGAGACUCUUUAACAUUUA
Astyanax mexicanus (Mexican tetra) is the source of this 2282-nucleotide messenger RNA. RefSeq names its product SPRY domain containing 4 (gene spryd4). Bases 50 to 721 code for a protein of 223 amino acids. NCBI's taxonomy places the organism in Eukaryota, Metazoa, Chordata, Actinopteri, Characiformes, Acestrorhamphidae. The record is from RefSeq and is a predicted model, not a curated record. The transcript has 2 exons. Gene Ontology annotation, molecular function: protein binding.